CCCCAGUAGAGCCCAUUCAUUCGUAGAUGUUCAGUCAACCAGUACUCGUAGCUUUUGUCCUUGGUGUUGAGAUUCACAAUAUACUGGAUAUGUUUCUCCUUGAAAAGCGUUAAUUCGUGCUGUUGGUGUGCCAUUGUAGGUUCUGAUGCUGGCAAUUAAGUGCAAACCACUUCUUCAACUACUCUUGUGUGGACAGGAGAUUUGCACCAGAAAAAAUCGGAGACUUUUUAGCUUUGCCUUCACUAACAGAUGUGUCAAGUUUCAGCAAGCGAUACUCAUCAAACACUAACUGCAACCGAAGAAAUGAUCAAACCUGAGGACACCAGUUCUCUAAGUAUCAUCAAGAUCAAAAGGAAAAGGACUGAGGACCCUUUGCAGGCAUUGGUCAUAGAAAACUCAAGACUCCUUAAGAAAACCAGAAGCUGUCUAUUCAAAUUGAAAAGGACUGACGAAGUUAGCCAAAUCGAUGUGGACAACGAAGAUGAAAAUAUACUACAACCUGAUAUAAAAUAUGAUGGAAAUGGGUCAUUAAAUCUGGAAGGUCAAAAGGAAGAAAAGAAAGUAUUCUUACUACCUCGAAAACGCAAAGAACUGGUUUUUACGCCAGUAAAUCAGAACCACAAGCGAUUCCAGUCAAGUUUUGUCACCAAGAGCAGUGAAACUACAGCUCAAAAAGAUGUCUCUCAGAUAGAGGAGGAAAAAUUUGAAGUAGACGAUAUAUUGUUGCAAAUGGUUGAUGAAUGUUUGGCUCUUGAGAACCAAAAGAACCCAUCAAGUGGAACUACUCACAAAGAUAUUCAAAAUGGCAACAAUAGCAGCAGCCCACUAUUCUCUAGUAACCAUAACUUGAAAACCAAUGAGAAUAACAAUGAACAAAGCAGUACUUAUGUUUAUGAUGUGUAUGAAUUCACUAACUCCACAGACCAGUUGUUGAAUUAUUCCUCUGUAUCUCAAGAUAUGCAGACCACCUCUAAAAUAGACUUAUCUCGAAUUGGUUAUAUCAGAUUUGAAGAUGAAGAACUAAUAAGUCUAUUGGAUCAGGAAGAUGAAAAUGAUUCUGAAAACUUGAAUAACAUGACUGAUGAUGAGGAUUCAAAUGCUGAAGACUUUUACAAGAACGAUUAUCCAGACAAUGAAGACGAUGAUAACUCAAUAAUUUUCAAUUCAAAUGAUUACGACUACAAUGAAUACGACUACGACUAUGGGUAUGAAUACGAUGAUAAUAGAUUUAAUGAAUACGGAAACCAUCGGCUCGAAACUAGUUAUUCAACCUCAGAAGACAACAAAGAAUAUGUUGAUGAUAUUGAAGAUAAUAAUCAGCAAGGCGAUUUAAAAUUCAAAGAUAUAGAGUCUAUUUAUAAAACUUUCAAUAAAAACCAUAAGAAUUUGGUUACCACUUUAUCCCAUUUGAGUCUGAAUGAAGAUAGAAUUGCAGAUGAUUCAGUUAGUCGUGGGGAUGAUGAUGAUUAUUAUCAUUCGAAUGAAUCAAAUGACGACAACGAUUCAGAGAUAUUCAAAAGAAAUUACUUUGCUCCGGGCGAUAGAGAUGAUCCAAGGGCAAUGCACAGAGACAAAAUUUUUGGCAAGCUACAAAAACAAAUUGACAAAAAUAAGAAAAAAUAAUGAUUUAUUAAGAUUAACCCAAAAAAAAUUGUUUUCUAAUGUAUUAUCUGUAAAAAAAAAGGCUAUGGUCAGAAUAGGAAUGUAAUAGGAAGGAUAGAAUAAAGAACUGAAAGAAUAAUUGAAUUGGUUUAAUAAUAGUCGUAUAGAUAUAAUUAACAAACAAAAGAGAUAAAAACAAAUCUAAAAAAAAUACAACUACUCAAGAUGGAGAUAGAAGAAAAAAAGAGAAAAAAUCACAAAGAAGAAUAGAUGCAGAUGUGUUUAGAAGCAAAAACUAAAAAAUUUCAAAACAGCUAAAACAAAGAUA
This is a messenger RNA of Ascoidea rubescens DSM 1968, 1930 nucleotides long. RefSeq names its product Iwr1p (gene IWR1). The transcript has a single exon. Bases 250 to 1623 code for a protein of 457 amino acids. NCBI's taxonomy places the organism in Eukaryota, Fungi, Ascomycota, Saccharomycetes, Ascoideales, Ascoideaceae. Gene Ontology annotation, biological process: protein import into nucleus. The record is from RefSeq and is a predicted model, not a curated record. Gene Ontology annotation, cellular component: cytoplasm.